This is a messenger RNA of Uloborus diversus, 2886 nucleotides long. RefSeq lists its product as uncharacterized. The record is from RefSeq and is a predicted model, not a curated record. NCBI's taxonomy places the organism in Eukaryota, Metazoa, Arthropoda, Arachnida, Araneae, Uloboridae. The transcript is spliced from 16 exons. The coding region runs from base 81 to 2849 and encodes 922 amino acids.
UUGAAUUAUAGGAAUAAAAUCAAAAAUUGUUAUUAUUUUCAGAAGUAUUGCGUUGGAAAUUUUAUGUAACAUAAUCAAAAAUGUUUGAAUGCCAUCUCGAUACAAACCUUCUGGUAACCUCUUUGUCUUCCUACAAUAAAUUAAACAAGGAAAAGGAAUGCCAACUUAACUUAGAUGCUGCUACUGGUGUAUGUACUACUGUAAAUAAGAUCUUAGUGAUGAAGUUGCGUACUCUUACUGAUGAAGAAGUUCUCAAAGAAUACUUUAAUAUUAAUCGUCGACUGCAUUCAGUUGUAUUUUUUGGAGCUCUAAGGUCUUGUGGCAUUGUAUCUUCUGAAGCAGAUGCCUAUUAUGAAUCUAUUAUUCACAUUGUACCUGUCAUUGAAUGGAAGUUUUAUAUUUUUCUCGUUUUUAAAUGUCAAUGGAGCUGCCAUUUUUUUGAAUGUGUUCAGAAGUUGCCUGUUGAUGUUUUAAAGACCGUAUUUAAUCAGACAGUAGGAGCUUCCCAAAUUGAAGAACUGAAAAGCUUUUCCUUGCACUUGUUAUUGGAACUUAUAUUGCGGUCAUUGUGUUUCAAUACAAAAAAUGAACUUCCUGAAGAAUGCCCAUUUUCCUUCAACUUUUCUUGUAUUAAUUCUAUUUCUGCUGAAAAGUCUGAAAAUGUGACGGAAGAAUCCAGAAAACUACAGUAUCUUAUGGAGAAACAAGAAGAUGUGUUGAAAAUUUUGCAAUUCAAUGAACAAACCAAUUCAGAAUAUUUGUGGGUCCACAUGCAUGCACUUAAAACUUUAUUUAGGAAUUUAAACAAAGUUGAAAUAGACUAUGCUAUUAGCUUGUUUGACAAGGUCAGUCCUUUAUGUAAAGUUGCCAUUCAAUACAUUUCUUCAAACACUUCUCUAGAAAUGCUGUGUUCAGCCAUGGAAAAGCAAGUUAAGUUUAAUUCAAUAAAAACUGAUGGCAUUUAUGUGGAUGCCUCUUGGGGCAUUGAUGAAACAUAUUUAACAUUCAUUAUAUAUUAUUACUGGACGGAUUUUGAACGCAAAAUUUCAUCAAUUAAACUAUGUACGGAUACUACGAUAAGUAGUGUCAAUGAAUUCAUGCUUGAAACUGGAAUCAAAGCCUUUCAGAACAUUUUGUGUACAAUUAAUCCAUUAUUGAGUAAAAGUUCAGCAUGGGUUCAAAACAUUGAUUUUCUCCUAUAUAUUCUCAGGAAUAACUUCCCUUGUGCUCAAAGAGCUGGUGAAGUUCUUUUAUCUGAUCCUUGUGUACUGAAUGAUAACAUCAUUUCCAGCUUAAACAGCUGCUAUACCUUCUUGGAUGUCUUUCAAAUUUAUCCAUUGUUAGUAAAUGCAGUAAUGGAGCUAAAGGAUAAAAAUGAAAAAAAUAGUAUGAAGUUUGAACUUUUGACACUGCUGUAUAGAAUGCUUGCACAAUCUCCAUCAGAAAUUUAUGAUGAAGUAUUAAAGUAUAUAAUAUUUAACUUUGGUCAUUAUGAAGAUUUCAGCAUGCCAGAAUUUUCAUCUCAAGUCAAGCAGCUACAAUGUAAAGCUCUUUCGAUAGAAGAGGCUAAAACAAUUCUCCUACCUUUGUUCAUCCAAUCACCUGAAAUGAUGCUGAAUUAUGUUGUUGAAGAAGUUCUUCUUCAAGGGUACGAAGGUGAAGUAUUGAUUCAAGUGUUAAAGUUUAUACCAUCUUCUUGUACAUACAAAUAUGAAUAUGAAGAAAGUUCUCCUCUUAUUGAUAUAUUAAAAUCUUAUUUUGAGAAAGAUGAAUUAACAGCUACGGAGGCAAAGAAUUUAAGUGUUUUGGUUAAACUUUUACUCAAAGUCAAUUUAGAGACGAAAAUAUUUUCAUUGGACACAUUCUUCAACGCUUGCAUUCUACUCAACUUAGAAUCUACCAAUAGAAUCGAACUUAUUCUAGAUUGCUUAAAUACCUCUUUAGAAGUUCUCAAAGAUGCUGAUAAUGUCCCACUAGGGAGCAGUUGUCUGAAGGACCUUUUUAUAAGUUUGGGAACUCUGAUAAAUAUUUGCAUUGAUUCUGAAAUGGGGAAAAUAAAAGGUUUGGCUGCAAGAGCUAUAGAAUUAUUAAAUGAUUUGGAACUAAAACAUAAAAUAUUGAAUGAUGAAUUUAAAAUGGAUAUAAGGGAAGCCCUAUCUAACUUUCACCCUGCUGUUAUUGUAUAUAUUGAUGCUAGUUUGAAAAAAGACAUAGAUUUUUCAAAAUUGCCUAUAACAUCAUUGUGGAUUUUGUGUUGUGCAUCUAAAACCACUUCAUUUUUGGAUGAAGCAUGCAUUGAGAAACUCUCUUAUACAGAUUUACUCAACACAUUGAUACAGCUACUGCCACAUUUUUCAAGUUCAGAAUGGCUUCAUUCUGUGGAUUUGAUAAAGCUAUGUAUGGCUCACUCAUCUUUAGCUAAGGAAGCAUUGCAAAAUGUGGAUCUCUUGUUUGAAUUUUCAGAAGAACAUUUGUUUCUGUAUGCAUCUAUAAAAUGCCUGAUUGAAAGUGUUGGGUUUUUAUUGCAAGAUUUUGUUGGAGAUCUUCAUUUCUUAUGUAGCUGCUUUACCAACACUCUAAUGACAACAAUCAAAGAAGAAAAAUGUAUUAAUUUCAUGUUUCUGUUGAACCUUUUUCUUGAUCUGUGCUCCCUGGUUUCAAAUAUUGGGGCAGAAAACUUUUCAUUGUUCAGCUCUGCUCUGAUAGACCUUGCAAAGAUGAUCACUUCAACUUCUGAUGCAGAAUGCUUGAGAGACACAGAAGAAAUAAUUAUUCAAGCUUUAAAACAUUUACCUGAUGCAGAACAAGAGGAUUCGUUGCUACAAAAGUUAAUUAGAUCACUUAAAUAAAUUAUUCAUUUGUUUAGUAAUAAAUAUUUUUAUGUUU